This is a messenger RNA of Medioppia subpectinata, 920 nucleotides long. NCBI's taxonomy places the organism in Eukaryota, Metazoa, Arthropoda, Arachnida, Sarcoptiformes, Oppiidae. The record is from the annotation of a GenBank genome assembly.
UAUUCAACGGGUGUCCGAUGUCGUGCGGGAAGCUUAAAAAUGUGGCUAAAUUUGACGCCAACUUCUUUACGGUCACCGAUUGGGAGGCAGACUAUAUGGACGCUCAGAUCAGGGCUAUGCUCGAGACCACAUACGAGGCCAUCGCUGACUCCGGUACAGUUCCGGAAUCAUUAAGCGGUACAAACACCGGGGUAUUCAUAGGUUGCUGUUGGGAUGAAGAAUCAAAGGCCUAUCGAGACGACACACAAAUGCCGUCGUAUAAAAACUUUAUGUCCCAAACAGUGGCCAAUAAAUUUAAUUUAAAGGGACCGAUCCUUUCGGCGGACAGCGCUUGCAAUUCCAGUUUUGUGGCCCUAAACGAGGCCUAUUUGGCCAUCAAAUACGGUCUCUGCGACGCCGCCCUCUGCAUAGGCGCCAACAUACUUUUUAAUCCUAACGAUCAGCACAACUUCUUCAGACUUAAUAUGAUAUCACCGGACAGUAAGUGCAUGUGUUUGGACGAGAGGGCCAACGGGUACGCAAAGGGCGAAGCGGUGGUCACUGUAUUCUUGCAGCACAGGUCACGGGCACAGAGAGUGUACGCCACUAUUGUUAACAUCGCUUCCAAUAACGACGGGCACAAGUCUGAAGCCAUAACGUAUCCGAGUUGGCACAGACAGCGUACGGUCAUCGCCAGGACGUACGCCGAGUGCGGUGUAGAUCCGGCCCGAGUUGACUACGUGGAGGCCCAUUGCACCGGCACUAAGGCCGGCGAUCCCGUAGAGAUGCGGGCCAUUUACCAAGCGAUGGCAGCCACAGGUUUGUCAAAUUUAAUUAUUAACUUGUCCCAUUUAUCAAUGCAUUCGUGUUUUAAAGCGGAAUGCUUGGAGAAAAUAUUACGCUGCAUUUACUACUUGUAUUUCCAGAAAGACAUUGAUUUU